GCUAACUGAGACUUGUCUAACUGAGAAACCUCUCUAAGUGAGAGGAAUUUUCAGGUCCCGUCAUUUUUACAUGCAAAAACCUCCAUAAGUGCGAAUUUGUAACUGAGAAUCAUUUUUCUUGAUAAAACCUCUGUAACUGAGAGAAGCGCGCUUUUCAAACCUCUAUAACUGAGAAUCUUUUCUAUAUUAUAAUUUUCUAAAGGUCAAUAUGAAAAUAGGCAGUAAUUAAAAUUAAUUUUAAUUACUGCUUAUUUUCAUAUUAACAAAGGGUCUUUCUUCAAAAUACAAUUAUACCUAUCAGACAAAUUUAAAUUUAGUUUCAAAACGACUGUGACAAGAAGCGCUUGCGAAUCACAUAGUUUAUUUUUAAUAUUCAAAAUGUCAAAGAGUAAACUUAAAUCUUUUUCAUUAAGUGAAAAACUAAAAAUUAUAAAAGAGAUUGAAAGUGGAAAAAAACGAAGUGUAAUAGAAAGUGAAUUUAGUCUAUCAACUGCCACUUUCUAUAGAAUAUUAAAAGAAAAAGACUCUAUAAAAUCGCAGUGUUUUGAAGGUCGUGGAAAUAUGAAAAGAAAACGGUUAGUUGAAUUUCAUGAUCUGGAAAAUUGCCUUGUGGAGUGGAUUAAACAAACUUUAGAUAAAAAUAUCCCUUUGGAUGGGCCCUUGUUAAAAGGAAAGGCUCUAGAUUUUGCCAAAAAACUAGGAGUUCAGGAAUUUAGAGCAAGUAAUGGUUGGUUAGAUAAUUUUAAAAAACGACAUUCUGUAGUUUUUAAAAAAAUUGUUGGGGAAAGUAAAUCUGUCGAUCAGAAUGUAUGCGAUCAUUGGAUUGAAUAUUUGCCAACUCUUUUAAAAGAAUAUAACCCAGACAACAUCUACAACGCAGACGAGACCGGAUUAUUUUUCAAGUGCCUUCCGGAUAAAACAUUUACGUUUAAAGGACAAGAUUGCAAAGGAGGAAAACAAAGUAAAGAUCGCCUUACUGUUCUCCAUUGUGCCAAUAUGACAGGGACAAAAAAAUUGCCUCUUCUCUUAAUUGGAAAAUCAAAAAAACCUCGAUGUUUUAAAGGUGUAAAUACUCUACCCGUUGAGUAUCAAAGUAACAGAAAAGCUUGGAUGACGAGGCAAAUAUUUACGGAAUGGCUACAAAAAGUUGACAAAAAAAUGAAAAAUGAAAAAACAAAAAUUCUUCUCUUUGUAGACAACUGCACUGCCCACACGAAUUUGCCAGAAUUCAACAACGUAAAACUCGUUCUUUUGCCCGCUAAUACUACCAGCCAAUUGCAACCGUUGGAUCAGGGUAUUAUCCACGCUUUUAAACGCCAUUACCGAACACAAGUAGUCAAACAUGCUUUAAAAUGUAUCGAGGAGAAUAGUAACCAGGACAUAAAUGUACUUCAUGCUAUGAGAUUUGCUCGAAAAGCGUGGUUUGCCAUCACCGAUGUGACCAUAAAAAAUUGCUUUAAAAAAGCUGGUUUUUGGAAUGAAGAGGGAUAUGGACCAGAAGAAAGUCUCGUUGAAACUGUUCCUAGCAACGAAGAAUGGAACACACUUGUGGCUGACGAAACAAAUGUUAUAACAUUUGAGGAUUUUGUACGAGUUGACGACAACAUGCCUAUUGCAGAAGAGCUGACAGACGAUGACAUUAUUGCAAAUUGUAACAACAAUUUUGAUGAUGAUGAUUGUGAAGAAGUCGAGAAUUCAACCAUCGCAGAAGUUUCCAUUCCAAAACAACAAGAAGUUUUAAGUGCAUUAGAGACAAUUCACAGAUUUUUUGAAUUUUCGACGAAUAUUAAUGAAUCAGUUUUUGACAAAAUUUAUGAACUUGAACAUCAUGUUAAGAAUUGCACAACUAAAAAACAAACAGUAAUAACAGACUUUUUUCCUAAAGCUUAAUAACAAUUAAUAACAAUUAAUAACAAUUUUUAUUAAAUUUGUUAAAUAAAUAAUUAAAAGGAAUUUUUUAUUUCGUAAAAGUAAAACUUUAAUUAACAAAACCCUUACAAUGCCUCUAUCAGUGCAAUAACCUCAGUAAGUAAGACAAUCCGCUAUUCGACCUUCGUAAGUGAAAACCUGUCUUACUGAGAAACCUCUAUAAGUGAGAAAAUUUUUUCGGUCCCUUGGAUUCUCAGUUAUCGA
Leptopilina heterotoma is the source of this 2133-nucleotide messenger RNA. Its product is annotated as tigger transposable element-derived protein 4-like. The record is from RefSeq and is a predicted model, not a curated record. Gene Ontology annotation, cellular component: nucleus. Gene Ontology annotation, molecular function: DNA binding. The transcript has 2 exons. NCBI's taxonomy places the organism in Eukaryota, Metazoa, Arthropoda, Insecta, Hymenoptera, Figitidae. The coding region runs from base 379 to 1890 and encodes 503 amino acids.